AUAUAUACCGCCCCUUCCCAGCACCCUGGCUCUAACCCAUGCACCUCCAGCUUUCACAGCCACUACCACUGCUUAAUACCUCUCUCCCGCUGCAGCUGCAAGUACUCCCAGCAGGGAGUAGUACAAAGCAGUUAUGAACAUGGCUAGCCCCAGGCUAAAGCUCUUCGGCUUCCACGUCUCCAAGGAGGAGCACGAGCUGUGUCCGGAGACGACGACGGAGGCGGAAACAACCGAGCCAGAGGAGGCGCCGGCGUGCGGUAACAACGGCGGAGGGUCCGACUCGUCGUCCUCGUCCACCACCACCACCACCACGGCCACGGCGGCCGGCGGCGACGGGCGGAGGUACGAAUGCCAGUACUGCUGCCGCGAGUUCGCCAACUCGCAGGCGCUGGGCGGCCACCAGAACGCGCACAAGAAGGAGCGGCAGCAGCUCAAGCGCGCGCAGCUGCAGGCCGCGGCCGCGGCCGCUGGCCGGGUCGCCGGCGGGGCCGCCGCCGCGCUCUACCCUCGGGCCAACCCGAUGGUGUCCGCCUUCGUGCCACCGCCGCACCUCCUCGGCGGCGGCGGAGACGCAUCGCCCACGAGCUGGGUCUACUUCUCCCCGCGCGCCGCAGCCGUGGCCGGGGGCCCGCAGGGCCAGCAGUUCCACGUCUCCCACAACUGCGUGUUCCCGUCGCGCGCCACCCCGGCCGCCGCCGUGACGGCGGCCUCGCCGGCAGUCUUCUCCUACACCCCGGCGCCCUCCGCCGCCUCGGCGCCGUACGUCACCGACGACCACCACAGCGGGCGGAGGGUCGUCCACGUCAGCCCGGCGGCCGCCCUGGGGAGAUACCCCGGCAUGGCAGCUGGCCCUGGGAUGGCGGAGCCGGUGGUCACCGGGCCCGAGGACGCCCUGGGGCUGGACCUGCAGCUCAGCCUUGCGCCCGCCGGCUUGUGACUUGGCUGGUCCCGUCGUCGAUGGAGAUCGCGCGCGCGAGCUGUGCCCUGCCACGCACCGUCGCCUUGGUAAAAGAGAAUUGAUCACCUACUAGCUUGCUACUACUAAAAAGUUUGUACUAAGAUCGAUCUUUGCUGGCUAGAUAAUUAGCACUAGUAAUUAUGUUUAGUUGCUGGAAAUGGGAUUUGGAGAGCUGCAUGCAUGUAAGCCACCUGUAAGAUUCCGGUUCUAGCUAAUUGAUGUGCAUGAUGAUCGCAAGGAUGGCUAUGCUGGACGAGGACGACAGACCCUGUAAAUUUUUGGUUGAUCCGUCCAUCCAUCAAUCAAUCUCUGCCAUUUUCUUCAGUA
Zea mays is the source of this 1285-nucleotide messenger RNA. RefSeq names its product zinc finger protein GIS3. Gene Ontology annotation, molecular function: transcription cis-regulatory region binding; DNA-binding transcription factor activity. NCBI's taxonomy places the organism in Eukaryota, Viridiplantae, Streptophyta, Magnoliopsida, Poales, Poaceae. Gene Ontology annotation, biological process: gibberellic acid mediated signaling pathway; trichome differentiation; trichome morphogenesis. Bases 134 to 937 code for a protein of 267 amino acids. The transcript has a single exon. Gene Ontology annotation, cellular component: nucleus. The record is from RefSeq and is a predicted model, not a curated record.